Menidia menidia (Atlantic silverside) is the source of this 5653-nucleotide messenger RNA. The record is from the annotation of a GenBank genome assembly. NCBI's taxonomy places the organism in Eukaryota, Metazoa, Chordata, Actinopteri, Atheriniformes, Atherinopsidae.
AUGGUGCGGGCACCGCAGAUUUCAGAGGAUGCACGACUGACUGCCCUGGUAGCAAAUUGGAAAAUAGUCUGCGUGUGUGAUGGGGUCCACGUCACGGUCCGGGAGAAACAGCGAUUUGCGAUGCUCUUCCAGUCGGUGGUCCUGCCGUGUCAGUACCAGACGGCCUCCAUUCAGGCCCCGGUGGUGCAGUGGUGGUACAAGUCCUACUGUCGGGACCGCACCCGGGAUUCCUUCACACUUCCCGAGACUCUGGGCAUCAAAGCCUCCGAGCUGGGAGCCACGUCCCACCUGGAAUGCUCCGACAGCAGCCGCACGGUCCGGGUGGUGGCGUCGGCGCAGGGGGCCUCGCUGACGCUGGCCGAACAUUACAAAGGCAGAGACAUCACCAUCAUAAACAAAGCUGACCUACGCAUCGGUGAGCUGCAGUGGGGCGACAGUGGAGUGUACUUCUGUAAAGUUGUUAUUGCGGACGAUCUGGAGGGGAAGAAUGAGGCUCAGCUGGAGCUGCUGGUGCUUGGUACGGUUACUCAGUGUUACGGUAGGACAAGUGAACAGAGUGAUCUACUACCUGAGUUUGAUGUGGAGAUUAUGCCAGAGUGGGCCUUCGUGGGCGCCGUGGUGCUGGGCAGCGUGCUGUUCCUGCUGCUGCUGGGGAUCUGCUGGUGCCAGUGCUGUCCUCACUCCUGCUGCUGCUACGUCCGCUGCUGCUGCUGCCCGGACACCUGCUGCUGCCCGCGCCACCUGUACGAGGCGGGGAAGAUGGCAAAGAACCGGCAGCCCUCUCAGCUUCCUGCGUAUCCGUACUACAUUCCCGGCGUUCCUACAGUGGUCCCGCUCGCACCUUCAUCCCAUCUGGAACCAAAGAUCAACUCUGUCCCCUCAGUGGAGAACAACCUGGCUGGAGUGCGCAGUGGCUACAGACUGACAGCCAAUCCAGACCAGGACUCAAUGAAAGUUCUGUACUACAUUGAGAAGGAGCUGGCUCAGUUUCCCUCCAACACGAUGGCCUCAUUCAAACCCAGCAGCUUGUCAGAGCUGAGCUCCCUUCACGAUGGAGGGAACACAGAUUUCAGACACACCUAUCAGACGGUCCAGAUGAAGGCACUCCCGCCAAUUGCGGACCACGACGAGCGGCUGCGAACGGCCCCUCAGACUGGUCGAAGGCCCAGGCGAGACAGAUGCAACCACUCAGAUGAUGAGCUGGACCGCAGGUGGAAUCCCGUGUCGGAGCACCUGCAGAGGAAAACACUGGGCAGGAGAGGGCGCACUGGCUCUCUGGACGAGCUUGAGGAAUUUGCUCGGUCUUACGACCCCCGUGGUCGCCGGGCCGGGCCCCCUGACCGGCCGUAUGAGCGCGAUCACAGCCCUCCCAGGCGAUUCUACCAAGACGACGAGGACGGCUGGGGCCGCCGAAGCCCCUCUCCUUCGCCGCGGAAGAGAAGGGACACGUGGGACAGUGACCGGCCCUCCAGACCCCCCCAGAGCAGGAGCUACGACGACGACCUUCUCAACCGAGCGCUGGAGAGGAAGGCGAGGGGGCGUGGCUGGGACAGGGGCGCCGGGAGGGCGGACGAGGACAGUGACACUCCCUCCAAAGGCAGCUCCAGAGGCAAAGGCAGUGAUAGUUACUACAGCCGGUCGCCCAGCAACCGUCCAGACGAGGAGGACGCUCUGCCCCCAUAUUCGGAGCGAGAGGCCGAGCGGUACCGCAGGGCCGACCUGACCUCAGAGCGGUACCGCACCGCAGACCACCCCAGAUCAGAGAGAUACAGGACCACCGAGCCCACAAGGCCCCCCUCGCACCACCGGCCCCACCCGGCCAUGUCCCACACAUUACAGGGGGGCAGGGAGGAGCGGGACAGGAGUCGAAACCUGGUGAGUUACUUGUAGCAGGAACAAGGACUUCCUUCCUGUUCGACCCCUCAGGAACCUAUCCUCUGUAUCCUGUAAACAUCUGCAGGAAACGUCUGAUAACAGCCCAUGUUUUUCUUACUGUCAACAGAAGUUCAAGAAAAGAGCUGGUCCAUCUCUUAUGAUGGCUUGUUUAGUUAAAGGCCAGAAAAGCAGAAGCCAAAAACCGGCAUAGAUAAAGAGAUGUUAAUUAAAUGGAAGUGACAACAAUAAGAGGAGAAAGAUGGCAAGAAAUUAAAGAUAAAAGAAAAAAAGUGACACACCACCAUCUCAAAAAUAUUUCAGAUGACCAACAGUGGCAAAGUCGAAAUUUAAGAGACUUAAAAUUAUUCAAAUGUGACACUAAGUCAUCAGAUUUAAAUCUGGUUGCCGAGAUGUAGAGUUAAAAUUGGACCAAUUGAAACAGAAUGAGAAGAGACAUACAAUGACCGUUUUUAGGCACAAAAAUACCAUCAAGGACAAUGAAAACGUCAUGUUGAAAGGAACAAAAGCCACACGCAAAAAGAAGCUGAAAACAGCCAUAAAGUGACACAAAAACUCUGGAGGUCCCCUCUGCUGGGGAGCCUUUACAGUUUAGUUCCCAGAGACCCCUUUUAUAAUGCGUCUGUGAUACUGUGCCCUGGUGACCUACAUGUGUCUGCUGUUAGAGUCCAGUGAGGGCUUUUGUUCCCAGUGUUUUCCUUUUACACCACAUUCCUCUUUGCAGCGUUGUCCUUCAGCUUAUUGUUUUGUCUCUCCAGCGUGAGUAUUUUGGUUCUGUAUCAAAUGUGAGUUUCCGUAAAAUGACUGAAUUAGUACUGAUUAUUUCCAACAAGACGGAGGACAAAACAUGGAGCACAAAAUAUGAUUUGGGUCUGAAAUCCAUUAGAAUGUCACCUAAAAGACUAAGAAUAAAACCGACUGCCAGGUUAAGUCAGGUUUAAGUGGACAAAAAGCCUCUGUUUUAUCAUGCGCUGUGCUCAUCAUUGACUAUAGUUGGUUCUGCUGCCUCCAAGUGGAUAAAAGAAGACAUGUAGACUUUAAAUCUUCUUUGGUUGGAACAUAAGUUUAGUUUCUUAGGUGAUCUUUGUUGGCAAUAAGAAAAAAUUAGCUGUGCCUUCUGAAAUCUGAAGAUGUCUUACAGUAUUAUGGACUCUAACAGUGUUUCUGUCUCUUUUUAAAUUUGCAUUGCGGAUUGGUCUUAAAACUGUGUCAUUAUGUUAAUUUUUGAACGAGUUCAUGUAUAUAAUGGUAGCAUUUUUUAUAUAAAUCUAAAACUUAAGCAACGUCUUGAUCUGUAAAUUCCGACUUUUCUAACCACCAUCACAUUAUUACAAAUCUUUUUCUGCAUUUUGAAAGACUCAAAAUCCUCUUUUGUUUGUUGUUUUGUUUUUUUCCUUCUGAAAGCGGAGGUGCGUUCACUGGCACGGCAGCUGCAUGACUCCUGUGUCUCCGACUACAUUUCGGGCUAAACUAACCCAGCAUGGGCGUCUCUUAACAUGUGGCUCUCUCGGUGUAUUUCCCCCUAACAGAGCACUGCACUGAGCAGGGACACUCUGGUAGUGUGAGCGGGCUCCCCCAGCCUCCACCUGCCCAGUGCUGCUGUCCCUUCACUGUAACCGUCCUGCGGCCACGCAGACACUAACCGCUCCGCCAUCGGCUGCAUGAGGCCUGCUCCAUCACUCUGACAUAACCUCACUCAGAAAACAGCUGUCGGGGAUGGGAAGCCCACAGAGACUAAAAUUUGUUUGCCGAUGUCCUCCCAAGUUGUAUGUAUUUCUACGUUUGCAUUUUACAGAUGACGUGUACAUGUGUGUUUUAUUUGUCUAAUAUGUUGAGCUGAACUCACGCCGGUGCCAUGAUGUUUUUUUUUAUUUUUUUUAUAUCAUUCUUAUUAAUAUUGUUGCUAGCAGAAUUUGAGGAUAGCCUGACGUACCACUAAGCAGCCUCCGGUCUUCACACUUCUGCCUCAGUGCUUUGCGACUCAGGUUUAGAGUGUAUUUUUGCAUGUGCCUGUUCAUCUUGUGGCAAUAUGUCAGCACCGCACCUGGAAUUUUUUCCCCAGUUAUUGCACUACUUAGAUACUUAAAAAAAGAAAGAAAUUAAAGCAAACAUCCCUCCUCAAGUCUUGACUCUUUGACAUGAACGCAUGAUGAGCAGAAAGCAGGGAGUGCAGCCUUUCAUCAUUACAUCAUUAAAUCCAAGCCAAAGGGGACACUAUUGAAGUCAACUCAAAACAAGCAGGAAUCUUAAUUCUGUGUCCAUGAGUCUGACUCCACCAACCUGCUCUGUGGAGAAGAGAUGCUCAUUUACUCAAAAAUACUGCAAAUGAAACAACACAGUACAUUUUUCAUGCUAAAAGGAUUAAAUGUUUUCUGCUGACUGUAUUGAUCUUGGACUUGCAUCUGGAGGCUGUUCGGAUUAAAUAUUCAACGUGUAGUCCUUGGAAGUGGAGUGAAAAAACCCUUAAUGUGGUUCAUACUUUGCUGAUAAAAGGGCUGGACUGGAUUGCCUUUUUUAUUUGCUUUCUCGUCUUUAUUACUUGAAAAAGUUUUUCAACAGACAGAACUGCUUUCGUUUUACGCUGAUAUAGUUUCCACCUCAUGUAUUCCCGUCAGUUCCUAAAUCUCUCUAGAGUAGAGUUAAAUUGGUCAGUGUUCUACUCUUUUUUCUGAAUAAGUGGUCCAUUUGCUCUGAAUAGCUUGUUUAUCAGAAAUGUUUACAGCAUCGUUCUUCUGUCUUUCUGCCUUAUCUUUACCUGUUUGUGUGCCAAGUUGACUUCCAAUGUGUCACUUCUUUUUUUUUCCGAUUUUCUUUUUUAAAAACAAUUUGGGCCACAGCCUGUCUGUUUCCCCCUUAAUGAGAGUAUCCCACAGAUGAAAAAGUACCUUAAUCAUUAUAUGAAAAGGUGCAAAUCAAAUCACCUGUGUGUGACUGAUGCUACUUUAACUAAAUGGAAAAAGACACCCCUAGCAAUGAUUAUUAACUGUGGAAGGUCAUGGCUUGAAGGCUGCAAAUAAUUUUCAUUCAUCCAGUUUCCCACUUCAGUAAAAGGAAGAAAUGUCAAUAAUCCUAAAUAAUUAACUAGUUUAUUGAACUCAUCAAUUACAGAUAGUUGUUUGCUUAAAAUAAGUAAUUUCAUUAUAAUUCCAUUGGUGCAGAAAUAUAGAAAGCGUUUUUGUCCAUGUAAUUAAAACAAAUUUCAGUAAUCUAACUGAAGGAAAAGUCGCCCAAAAUUGUAACAUUUCCUACAUGAAGUGUUCAGUCAUUUGGAGUUUUGAAAAAGAUGUUAUCACUAAGUGACAUGUGUACUGUGUUCGGUGUUAAGCAUGUUUCACCCAAUCCUUUCACUUUUUUUCAUAGUUCAGUGUCCAAAGACGGAUAUGCCAUUUGCCACUCGUGCAGGAAAUUAUGCUUAAAUAUACUUUAAAAUACUCUCAUUUAGAAUUUUGAACAUGACUUGUACAGUCUGGAAAAUUCUUGAAUUCAGUUACUAAGCAAACUAACAGUGUAAAAAUAUCUUACAUUGAGCCAAAAGUUGAAUUCAAAGCUGCAGGGUAUGUCCACAUUAGGAUUUUGUAAUUAAAGUGUCCCUCUUCAUUCUUUUGGCUGGAGCCUAAGUUAUGUUUGAAAUACUUGCUUCUCAAACACUUUACUACUUUUAUGGUAAAAUGCAUUUUUAAAUUAAACUCAACCAUGUCUGCCCUAAAGUCUGUUUUGUAUUUGUCUGAUAACUGUGAUGCAUGCUUUGGGCAAAACUUGU